AUGAUGUGCGACGUAAUGCCGACAAUCACCGAGGAUGGUGUUGAUCAUAACGGUCCUAUGGAUGAACAAGCGACGCAUGAUGCCAACAUAGAGCAGCUUAUGAUGAAUAUGCUGGAAGACCGCGAUAAGCUCCAAGAGCAGCUCGAACAGUACAAACAACAAAUUGAAGAGGCGGCAAUGCGCACAAAGGAGGUUGAAAAGGAGCGCGACAUGCUAAAAAGGCAAUUUGACAUGCAAACUCAACACCUUCCAUCGGAACUUCAAACAAUGACGCGGGAGUUGUGUCAAGUGAAAGAGCAGCUACUCGAAAAGGAUGAAGAAAUUGUAGAGCUGAAAGCAGAAAGAAACAAUACACGGUUGCUACUAGAACAUCUGGAAUGUUUGGUCUCGCGACACGAAAGGUCGCUACGGGUAACAGUGAUGAAACGGCAAGCUCAAAGUCCCGCUGGUGUCUCUUCUGAAGUUGAAGUUUUGAAAGCUCUUAAAAGUUUAUUCGAGCAUCAUAAAGCGCUCGAUGAAAAGGUUCGUGAACGAUUACGCGUAGCAAUGGAGCGGGUAGCCACAUUGGAAGAAGAGUUAAACUCAAAGGGUGAAGAGAAUUCGACGCUUAAGGCCAGAAUAGCAUCCUUCACAGCGGAAGCUGAAGAAGCAAUGGCAACAAAUGCUAGGACGAAUGGUUCGGUUAGUAGCGAAAGUGCAGCAAGAUUGAUUGAAAUGCAAGAAGCAUUGGAGCGACUCAAAACUGAACUCUCAAAUACUAUGAAACAGUCUGCAGAAUUAUCAGCCAGAAAUUCUGAAUUAGAAGGUCAGGUCACAGAAUGCCAAAGAGAAAUGCACGCUGCCCAGGAAACCAUUACAAGGCUCAAAAAUCAAAUUUGUGAAUUGGAUGCUCAAAGAAACGAACAGGAUGCCAGAAUUAAUACAUUAGAAAGCAGGUAUCUAUCUGCUCAACGCGAAACGACGUGUAUACGCGACCUCAAUGAUAAAUUAGAACACCAGCUAGCCAAUAAGGAUGCUGCUGUUCGUCUAAACGAAGAGAAAGUCCAUUCAUUACAAGAACGACUUGAAUUAGCUGAAAAGCAGUUAGCUCAAAGCUUGAAAAAGGCCGAAUCCCUACCUUCGGUUGAAGCUGAAUUACAGCAACGCAUGGAAGCAUUAACAGCUGCUGAGCAAAAGCAAAUAUCCGCGGAAGAACGGGUACAGCGUCUGGAAAGACAACUGCAGGAAAUGUCAGCUGAAUUAGAGCGGGCUGUUCAACGGGAAAAAAUGAAUGAAGAGCAUAGCCAGCGAUUAAGCAGUACAGUUGAUAAGCUCUUAUCUGAAUCGAACGAUCGUCUGCAAUUACAUUUGAAAGAGCGCAUGCAAGCUUUGGAUGACAAAAAUCGGUUGACUCAACAAUUGGAAAGCACAAAAAAAAUUUAUGACCAAGCUGAACGCAUCAAAGAUCGUCUUCAACGAGAUAAUGACACUCUUCGUCAAGAAAUUGAAUCGCUUCGCCAGCAGCUGUACAACACACGAACCGCCCAAUUCCAAUCAAGAAUGCACGCUAUUCCUUACACUCAGCCAAUAAUGAACGGCGUUCAAAAUCCCCCCUUGUCUCAGCCACCUGCUACAAAUCACCAGGUUUACGAGCAAUCGGCGCCGGCAUAUGCCACAAUUGGAAUGCGAAGACCAAAUAAGGGGCGAAUAUCUGCACUUCAGGAGGAUCCUAAUAAAGUGCAGACUUUGAAUGAACAAGAAUGGGAUCGAUUGCAACAAGCUCAUGUUCUAGCAAAUGUGCAGCAAGCAUUUUCCUCAUCUCCGUCGAUGGCUGAAGUUGGAAACACCAUGUCUCGAGGAAAUGUGUCAACACCACAAGGCGCACCUGAAGACAUGCAAGGGCAUAUGGGUGUAUUACAACCUGGAGCUCAAGAUCCUCAUAUGCUUGCAUCAAUGCUUCAAGAUCGUUUAGAUGCUAUUAAUACGGAAAUUCGACUUAUUCAGCAGGAGAAACAUCACGCAGAACGUGUUGCUGAGCGAUUAGAGAGAAGUGGUCGUGAGUAUUAUGAUGACCAAGGAAACUCUACGAGAAGCUCACCGCGCGGAAGUCCGCAGUUGAAUAUGAUGAAUCACAAAUAUAAUACGCUCCCAGCAAAUCCAUCGUCGGGUGAUAGAAGAUAUGACAUUUAUGGCAACCAUCAAUACGCCGAUGACUCUAUGGUCCGCGAUUUGGAAUAUACUCCAAGAAGAAUGAAUCAUAGAUACGAUGAAGCAGUUUAUGAAGGGGAUCGUAUGUCCCCAGCGUCAUCUAUUGCUUCAUCAACUGACGGAAUCACCGGGAAGAAAAAGAGAUCUAAUAGUUCGAGUGGAUUGAAAACACUUGGACGGUUUUUCAACAAGAAGAAAAAUUCGGCUAGUGACUUGUACAAAAGAAAUGGAGAUGGCGUGUAUUCAGAUGGAGAACUUUCUGGAAACGAAGGGCAGAAAGGGGAUUAUGAUAGAAGAAAGAGAAAGAAACACGAACUACUUGAAGAGGCGAUGAAAGCUCGCACUCCGUUUGCUCUUUGGAAUGGUCCGACGGUAGUUGCUUGGCUUGAACUUUGGGUUGGAAUGCCGGCAUGGUACGUCGCAGCAUGCAGGGCAAAUGUCAAAUCAGGAGCAAUUAUGUCGGCUUUGAGUGAUCAAGAAAUUCAAAAGGAGAUUGGCAUUUCUAAUCCAUUGCAUAGAUUGAAAUUGAGACUUGCCAUACAAGAAAUGGUAGCACUCACUUCUCCAUCUGCACCUAGAACUGCUCGGUUAACUUUAGCAUUUGGGGAUAUGAAUCAUGAAUAUAUUGGAAAUGAAUGGCUUCCAAGCCUUGGUUUGGCUCAGUAUAGAUCUGCUUUUAUGGAAUGUCUAUUAGACGCUCGGAUGCUGGAACAUCUUUCAAAGCGUGAUCUGAGAAAUCAUCUGAGAAUGGUCGACACAUUCCAUAGAGCUAGUCUUCAAUAUGGAAUAAUGUGCCUCAAGAAAGUUAAUUAUGAUAAGAAGGUUUUAGCAGAUCGAAGGAAAGCUUGCGAGAAUAUAAACAAAGAUGUUCUUGUCUGGUCAAAUGAAAGAGUACAACGAUGGGUUGAAGAAAUUGGUCUUGGAUCAUUUGCUAGAAAUCUGAUUGAUAGUGGAAUACAUGGAGCAUUGAUUGCUCUGGAUGACACAUUUGAUGCCCAAGCCUUCGCCUACUCGUUGCAAAUCGGAUCGCAGGAUGUGCAAAGUAGACAGAUGCUAGAGAAAAAAUUCAACGCUCUAGUUGCCGAAUACCGAAAAGCUGCCAGAUCCAGCAAUCCACACGCGAGACAAAGUGCUCGUAAAAUUGAAGCAGUUGCUCGAACUUACGCGUUUACUUGA
Molecule: messenger RNA, 3363 nt
Organism: Caenorhabditis bovis
Lineage: Eukaryota; Metazoa; Nematoda; Chromadorea; Rhabditida; Rhabditidae
Source: the annotation of a GenBank genome assembly